Malassezia globosa CBS 7966 is the source of this 1428-nucleotide messenger RNA. RefSeq lists its product as uncharacterized. Gene Ontology annotation, cellular component: cortical endoplasmic reticulum. Gene Ontology annotation, biological process: chloride transmembrane transport. The transcript has a single exon. The coding region runs from base 1 to 1428 and encodes 475 amino acids. Gene Ontology annotation, molecular function: chloride channel activity. NCBI's taxonomy places the organism in Eukaryota, Fungi, Basidiomycota, Malasseziomycetes, Malasseziales, Malasseziaceae. The record is from RefSeq and is a predicted model, not a curated record.
AUGCUUGCUGUUCACUGGGGCAUGACAGGUGUGUCGUCCGUGUCUCAGCGACAUGAGGGUUUUCGUCCACGCACUACGACACGCAGUGCCAUCACAGGCGAGUCGGAAGAAGUAUUUGAAAACUGGCGUCGCGAUGCACGCUUCUUUUCUUGCUUGCCUAUUACGAUCCUGUUUAUUGUUCUGCUUCUCUGCACCAUGUCUGUUUUGUUCUUGAUUGAGAUUGUUGUGACUGAGGUAUACGAUGGCCCAGGAAAGUCAUUUGUCCCGCUCAUCCCUACUGUUCUGUUUUCGACUUGCAUUCCAAUCAUCCAGUCGGCCUGGCGUGCGGCUGCGCAGGCUAUGACAGACUUUGAGAACCAUGCGACGGCGAACAAAUUUCGAGCGAGUCUCACGUUUAAAAUUUUUGGCAUGCAAUCUGUUGUCACAUACGGCAUUCUUGCUUUGACAGCCUACAUCUACAUUCCUUUUGGCGAGUUCUUAAUCAAUCAGCUGUACCAGAAAGGGUAUUUGACGAGAUUAUUUUCCAUCGUAUCAAAUGGCACGUACGGACACAAGGGCAGCACGAUGAACUUCCGCGUAAGUCCAAAUCGUCUUCAUGCACAGCUGUUUGCCAUGUGUGUGACAGAGCAGAUCACAGACACGGCGUCCGAGGUGCUGUUGCCCAUGGUGAUACGUUACUUCGACAGGCUUAUGAAGCGCUUCCGGAGACCUGCUAGUGUGAAGGCUCGGCGUGCUGAAUUCGCCAAAACCAAUCCGGACCAAGAAUUUCUGGAGCGCGUACAGAAUGAAUUCGAUUUGGAUGUGUAUGAUGAGUUUACGGAUUAUGCCGAGAUGGCAACGCAGUUGGGUGUGAUUGUUCUUUGGUCGGUGCUAUGGCCUCUUGCUCCUGUGAUGGGCCUCGUUAACAACUUUUUUGAGCUGCGUUCUGACGCGUACAAGCUUGUGAUCAACAUGCGUCGACCUUUUCCACGCCGUGUCGAGUCGAUCGGCAGUUGGAUGAGUGUGUUAUCCAUUCUUGUGCAGCUCUCUGUAUUUACCAAUGCAUCUAUGCUCUUCAUGUUUGAUGCACUCAAGCCAAACAGCAAGAAUCCCUUCCGACCCAGAGAUGCGAGUAUUUCGCAUCGAAUCCGACUCUGGAUCGUUUCGUUUACUUUUGCCCUCAUGUGCAACCAAUUGUACUCCCUGAUCCAUUCGCUCAUCCGUCACAUUAUCGAGCGUUCAAUGUGGGCAAACUGUGAUGAAGACAUCUCGAUUCGCCGGCGACUACAUAUGAACCGCGUGGCUCUGAUCAAGCGUUUCGAACAUGCGGCCUCGCCUCGCGAACUUGAAACAUUGUCGUCAUCCGAGCCGGCAUCCUACGAUCCGUUUUGGGAUCUUUCAUCUGAUACAGGCAUUUCUUACAUUCGUAAUGCUUCAAAGGAAGCGUAG